UAUUAUUAUUAUUAUGAUUAUUAUUAUUAUUAUUAUUAACAGUAAUACGUAUAUACAUGAACGAAUCGAAACCGAACCCCUAUUUUGGUGGAAUGGGAAUCGCUCCACUUCGGUUCAAUGCGAUAUUUUGCUUGGGUUUAAACACGAUAGAAAUUAGGUUUUAAACUCUAUUUUCGUUCACCCAAAACAGAGAACCAACGAGAGAGAGAGAGAGCACGUAUACGGCGUAUACGGUACCGAAAACUUUCGUUUCUUCAAGCGGAGUGAAACCUGGGUGAACGUGGGGGUUUGGGAUCACUUAUAUACGACCUAAGGAAGCUUUUUAACGUGGUAUAAGGGGCGGAAGUCGUCGUUUUGAGAUUCGCCAUUUUUGAAGCUUCAAAGGUGCGGCUUAGUUACGGACUCAAAUUCGAACGUGUUUAAGCUUAUUCUUGGGUCAAGGGAGGUUAUAUUUGAGUGCAUGGGACCCUAAGGAUUGUUUUUGACGUAAGAAAACGAAGCUUUAACGUCCAAAACGAAAAUCCAAAAUUUUGACUCCAUUAAAGGCGGUACACCGCCAACGAAGAAGACAACCCCGAUCUGCCUUCUCGGACCACUUUUCUUGAUCGUUUUGAGGUCCUGAGCAUUGUGGAAAGCUUCCCCAAUCGAAAGGACGCUUCAAGAGCCAUCGGAGACAAAGUUACAUUUUACCGGCGACGAAACCGACGAGAACGCCGGCGACCGCGUUCUGACCAUUUCUGAGGUGUUUUUCUUAGAUAUUUUUGUAUAUUUUGAUUCCUUAUUUUAUUCUAAGGUGCUUGGUGAAGUUUCAUAAUUUUCUGAAUUUAUUUGGAAUUAUUGUGAAUUAUUUAGUAUAAUUCAUAGAUUAAUUAUGAAAAAUACUUAGAUUACUCAGAAAAAUCUAAAUAUAUUUUAUAUGAUUAGUUAUGAGAUAUAAACUAUUGCAAAAUUGGUAGAUUCGAAUUUCGGUUAAUUUUGUAUUUUUCAUGAAUUAUUUGUGUUAUUUAUUAAAUUAAUUAUGAAAAAUACUUAGGUUGCUCAGAAAAAUCUAGAUUAAUUUUAUUUGAUGGACUAUGAUAUAUAAACUGUUAUAAAAUUGGUAGAUUGAAUUUUCAGGCGAUUAUGUAUUUUUCAUGAAUUAUUGAUGUUAUUUCUUAUUUAAAUUAUGAAAAAUACCUAGGUUGCUUAGAAAAUUCAAAGAAAAUUAUUUAUGACUUAUUACAGAUUAUGAAGUGUAUUAGAAGAGUUAGAUUCGGUUUUAAUUUAAUUUUGGUAUUUUUCAUGAAUUUACUUAAUUAAUGCUUAAGUUAAUUAUGAAAAAUAGAUAAGUGUUGUUAAAAUAGUAAAAUGUAUUUUUGAAAUACCAUUUACUGUCUAUGACGUCAAAAGGAAUAGGUUUUAUUAUUUAUUAGUUGCUGUAGGUAUUUAUUAUAAUUAUUGGUGAUUAAUUAACUAUUUAUUUGGACUUUAAUAAGAAUAAAUAGUAUUUUAGUAAAUUUUACGUAAAAAUGUGUUGUAUGAAUUCAUGUUUUACGUUAAGAAUGUUUGUUUGAGUCCAUGCAAUAUGUUUGUGUGAAUCUAAAUAAUAAAUGCUUAUGUAUGGUGUGUCAUGCAAGUAAAAUGGACCUAUGUGUUACGUAUUUUUACGUAAGUUUCUGUAUGAGUUUAGAGAUUCAUACUUGAAUGUAUUUUGAGUGUAUUGUUGUGUUAAUGAAUGUCUAGGAUCUUGUUCUCAACAAGGAAAUUCGUUGAGGUGCUCGAGGUAGCAAGUGUGGUCUUAGCAACUGAGGAGUUUAGAAAUGCCUCCUAGAAGGUCAGUUAGAGUGGGUCGAGGUCGAGGUCGAGGUCGAGGCCAAGGCCAAGGCCGAGAUGAUGGAGGGAACAAUGAACCACCUCAAGCACCACAGGGAUGGGAAGAGCGCAUUGCCGCACUGGAAGGAAUCAUUCAUAGGCAGGAUGAAGAACUUCGUCAGCUGAGACGUCAACCGGAGCCGCCAGUCCAAAUAAGGCAGGAUGCAGAAAAUAGAGACCCACCAGCUGCAGUGGUAUAUCCUGCUACAGAGGCUAGACAUGAGUUGUUAGCAGAGAGAUUUCGGAAACAACACCCACCUGAGUUUGAGGGAGGCAUAGACCCGGUAGUGGCUGAGGAGUGGAUAAGUCGCAUAGAAAGCAUUUUGCAGAUGCUAAGGGUGGAUGGGAAUGACCGAGUGAAGUGUGCAUCUUACAUGCUGAGGAAAGAUGCUCGUAUCUGGUGGGAGGUGGUGGAACAAACAAAGGAUGUAGAUACCAUGAACUGGAACGAUUUCAAAAGGGUCUUUAAUGAGAAGUAUUAUAACUCAGCAGUUCUAGCAGCAAAGGUCGAUGAAUUUACUGGGUUAGUCCAAGGGAGUCUUACUGUGACUGAGUAUGCACAAAAAUUUGAUAGAUUGGCGAAAUUUGCUCCAGAUCUGGUACCUACUGAUAGAGUGCGAGCACAUCGAUUUGUGGAAGGCCUGAAACCAAUGGUUGCUCGAGAUGUGGAAAUUGUGUCAAGGGGUCAAUUCAGCUAUGCUCAAGUUGUCGAAAUGGCUCUUACGGCUGAGCGGAGUGAAAACAAAAUUUGGAAGGAAAAUGCUGCCAGGAGAGAAUCUAAGAAAGGUGGAGCCAAUUCUAAUGACCACAAGAAACGGGGACAGGACCAGUCCGGGCAGCCAAGUCAAGACAAGAGGUACAAAAGUGAUAACGACCAACGAUUUAAUGGCAGCAGUGGGCGAAACAUUCCAGAAUGCCCUAAAUGUACCAAACGUCAUCUCGGUGAGUGUCGCGCAAAAGCAUGUUACAAAUGUGGAAAAGAAGGACACAUCAAACGCAAUUGCCCACUGUGGGGACAGACUGGGAACAGAGCAGAACCCAAGAAAGAUGACAAGUAUGUUCCAGCCAGAGUUUUUGCCAUCACUCAAGCAAAAUACUGGCCAGAUGCAGUUCAGCACGCCAACGAAGCUAUUCAGAAGAUCAGGGCUAGAAUGAUCACAGCUCAGAGCAGACAGAAAUCUUAUGCAGACCUGAAGCGGAGAGACAUUGAGUUCGAAGUGGGUGAUCAUGUGUUUCUUCGAGUGACACCACGAAAAGGACUCUCGGUGAAGAGAUUUGGCAAGAGAGGGAAACUAAGUCCCAGAUAUGUUGGUCCAUUUCAGAUAUUGGAUAGAGUGGGCAGUGUAGCUUAUAGAAUAGCUUUACCGCCAUCAUUAUCUGGGGUGCACAAUGUAUUUCAUGUAUCUCAACUCCGGAAAUAUGUGUCAGACCCAUCGCAUGUUUUGAGCUAUGAAACACUGGGUUUGCAGGAGGAUUUGUCCUACAAUGAACGUCCGGUAAAGAUUCUUGAUCAAAAGGAUAGGAUUUUGAGAAAUAAGACAAUUACCCUGGUGAAAGUCCUAUGGAGAAACAGUGUGGUUGAGGAAGCUACUUGGGAGCUUGAAUCUGAUAUGCGAGAACAAUAUCCAGAAUUAUUUGAGUAA
Molecule: messenger RNA, 3494 nt
Organism: Cannabis sativa
Lineage: Eukaryota; Viridiplantae; Streptophyta; Magnoliopsida; Rosales; Cannabaceae
Exons: 3
Coding region: 1800-3494 (564 amino acids)
Molecular function (GO): zinc ion binding; nucleic acid binding
Source: RefSeq, a predicted model, not a curated record